Molecule: messenger RNA, 6086 nt
Organism: Drosophila arizonae
Lineage: Eukaryota; Metazoa; Arthropoda; Insecta; Diptera; Drosophilidae
Gene: Cad74A
Product: cadherin 74A
Biological process (GO): homophilic cell-cell adhesion; multicellular organism development; cell migration
Cellular component (GO): catenin complex; plasma membrane
Molecular function (GO): beta-catenin binding; cadherin binding; calcium ion binding
Source: RefSeq, a predicted model, not a curated record
GGGUUUUGUGCCUGGUGUCAUAGUUGAACGUUGUUGGUAUUUUUGCGCGUGAACAAAAGUGAAAUAAUCAUUUAAUAAGUGUAAUAACGGUUAAGCUAAUUAAAAAUUCGACAGUGAAUAUUGUGCUAGAUGUGCUAAACACUUAAGUAAAUACAACCGAAAUACUGCCAAGCUAACGGAUAUAUAUAGUUAACGGCAUUGGAAUUAGCAACGGCAACAUGUUGCUGCCGUCGCUAAUGUGUCUGCCGCUGCUGCUGCUCUGUGGCUGCGGCUGCCUGGCCGGCGCACAGCUGCUGAAUCAUCCGCCGCACUUUGUGCCCAGCUCGGGCGACAUGUCCCGCUUCAGCCUGUCGGAGCACACGCCAGUGGGCAGCCCCGUCUAUCAACUGAAAGGCAUCGACCCGGAGGGUGGACGACUUAAGUACAGCAUAUCUGGGCCAGUUUUCUCGGUGGAUCGUGAGACGGGCGUGGUGCGGCUGCGCCAGGAACUGGAUCGCGAGACCCAAGAUACCGUUGAGGUGAUUAUCAGCAUCACCGACGAGGGCGUCUAUGGCACAGAGCCGAACACGGUGUCCCAGCGCCGGGAGAUUCCGGUACGCGACUACAACGACAACCAGCCCACAUUCCUCGGUCGUCCCUAUACGGCCAGCGUGAGCGAGUCCCUGCCCGUGGGCUCCGAGCUGACCGUGGAGCCACCGAUCAUAGUUGUGGAUCGCGAUGAAGGACUGAAUGCGGAGGUGCAGAUCAAGUGUGUGCAGGAGAACGACAUUUGCGACAUCUUUGAGGUGCGCGCUGUCAAGCUGAGCGAUGGUAACUUUACCGCGAGGGUUGCUCUAAAACAAGCUCUAGAUUUCGAAAGCCGUCCCUCGUACAUCAUGUCGAUCUCAGCCUCGGAUAGUGCCAUAGAGAACCGCCUCACCUCAUUCGCCACUGUUUCCAUAAAUGUCAUCGAUGUGCAGGAUCAGGCGCCCGUCUUCACCAAUGCCCCCUACUCCGCCACUGUGGCCGAGAAUACGCCCGCCGGCGUGAGCAUAUUGACCGUGAAGGCAAUCGAUGGCGAUGUGGGCAUACCAAGGGAUAUCUUCCUCUCGCUGGAGGACGAGCCCUUCGGGCACUUCGAGCUGGUGCCCUUUGGCGAUGCCAAGGAGGGCACGGCUAUACUGCAGACCACAAGCGAGCCGCUGGAUCGUGAGAAUCCAGAUAUACUGCAGAAUGGAGGCGUCUAUGUCUUCUCCAUAAGAGCGACCGAGCUCAUAGACGGCGCCAUACCCGCCGAGUUCUCGGUGACUCGAGUGACCAUCGUUGUAACCGACGUGGACGAUCACCGGCCAGAGUUCAGUGCCUCGCACUUCAACAUUUCAAUUGCCGAGAACCUGGCGAAUGGGAUGCCUCUGCCGGGCCUCUCCAUAUUCGUGGAUGAUCGUGACAUGGGCGAGAACAGCCGCUAUCAGCUCAAGCUGCAGGACGUCUCCAAGGCAGCUGGCGUAUUCGCCGUAUCGCCCACAGAAGGGCAGGGCCGAACACCUGUCGUGGUCAAAGUGCUCGAUGCCAGCCAGCUGGACUAUGACAAUCCCGCGCAGCGCAAAUUCGAGUUCGAGUUGGUGGCCACGACCCACGGCGUGGAGCAGGCAAAGGCUCGCGUGGAGGUCCACCUGCUGGAUGCGAACGAUAAUGCGCCCGUGUUUCGCCAGCAGACGUAUCGCUUCACAGCUCCCGAGAAUCUGACGAGCGACUCCCUGGUGGGCAUUGUGAAUGCCACCGAUGCCGAUUCAGCCCAGUUUGGCCACGUGCAGUAUGUGCUCAAGGGCUUUGGCGCCGACAACUUCUACAUUGAUCCAGAGACCGGGGGCAUCUAUCUGCUCCGAGCCCUGGACUAUGAGAAGCAAAGCACCUAUAGCCUGACCGUGGUCGCUGUCGACGGCGGCGGUCGCGAAUCGAAUGCCAAUCUCUACGUGGACGUGCUCGAUGUGAACGACAAUCAUCCGCGCUUCGAGAGCAACGAGUACAGCCGCACGAUCCGAGAGGGCGCCUCCAUCUUCGAGCCGCAGUUCUUUGUGCGCGCCCACGACGCAGACGGACCCAGCCAGGGAAACGGCAGGGUGAAGUACGCCAUUGUCUCGGAGAACAGCAUAGCUGGCAAUGUGUUCCGCAUUGAGCCAGACACGGGCGAAAUAACGCUGCAGAAGGCAGCCAGAUCCAUGGACACGGAGCGUGGCGAAUACGAGCUGGUCGUGUCUGCCACAGAUUUUGGCAUUCCCCCACUGUCUAAUACCACACGUGUUCUGAUACGCGUUGGCAUCUCCGGCAAUCAGCGACCCAUUUUCAAGGGUCACUUCCAGAAUGUGGAGAACCUGCCAGUGAUUGGCCCGCCCAGCUAUCGCGUGUCCAUACCAGAGAACGCUGCUCCAGGCUACAAUGUGACGACAGUCUCUGCGCACGAUCCGGACGGCCUGGACAGCCUGCUCCGAUAUCGCAUUGUGGGCGCCAACGACAACUUCCAGAUCAAUGAGUUCUCCGGCCAGAUCACAGUGUCGCCUCAAGCGCGCAUUGAUCGCGAUUUGAACAUGAAUAGCUUUGAGAUCAUUGUGAAUGCCGUGGACUCUGGCACGCCCAUACCGGAAACGGCAACCACAACGGUCUACGUGAAUGUGAAGGACAUCAAUGAUGAGAAGCCCAAGUUCGAGCAGAACAGCUAUGCCGCCUAUGUCUCCGAGCGCACAGUUGUUGGCGAGAGCGUGCUGCGAGUCAAGGCUAUCGAUAAGGAUCUCAAUUCGCGGCUGGAGUACAGUCUCCAGGGACCCGUUCAAGCCACCACCAAGGCGGGCGUGAGCAUAGCCAAUCGCAGCAAUUAUCCCGUGCAGGAGGCCUUCCGGGUGGACAAGCAGAGCGGCGAGAUCUUUGUGAACAGCACGCUGAGACACGAUGUGGCAGCCAUCAUCAUCUUCACGGUGGCUGUGCGAGACUUGAACGCUGAGGUGGAUCCGGAGAAGCAGGUGGACACCACUGAGGUGACGGUUUAUGUGCAGUCCUUCAAGGACAAGGAUCCUGUGUUCAAGAAUCCGGGCUGGAGUAGCUCCCGCCCCGUUGUCAAUGUCAAGAUCAAAGAGGAAAUGCCCAUAGACAGCGCGCUAUUCAUACUGCAAGCCGAGGAUCCGGUUACCGAGCAGCCCAUAACCAGCUUUGAGCUAGUCACACCCAAGGAGCUGGAGUACUUCCACAUCUCGGAGCGCACAGGCGAGGUGAUUCUGAAGAAGCGCUUGGACUACGAGGCGCUGGCGGAGUCGGGCAGCGCAGAGUUCGAGCUGCAGGUGCGUGCGAACAGCGCCGAUCGCCAGCGCAGCACCAUCAGCCGGGUGAACAUCACAGUCGAGAAUGUGAACGACAACAGUCCGAUCUUCGAUCAGAGCUCCUACCAUGCCACCAUCAUUGAGAACAAGGGCCACCCGGAGCCGGUGCUGCAGGUGAGGGCGCAGGACAAGGAUGCCGCCCUCAAUGCACGCGAUGAACGUUUGGGCUAUCACAAGAUCAUCUACUCGCUGCAGGGCGAGCACGCAAUGCUCUUCGAGAUCAACAACCUAACCGGACAGAUCAUUGUGGCUCGCAAUCAAACCAUCGAUCGAGAGCGCACGCCCUCCAUUCGCCUGCAAGUGAAGGCGGAGGACUCGCCGGGCAAGCCCACUGAUGCCAAGCAAAGCGUUGUGGAGCUGCUGAUCGAUGUGCUGGACGUGAAUGACAAUGCACCCGAGUUUACCAAGAAGGUUUACAGCGCCGUCAUACCGGAGAAUGCUCUCAAGAUGGAGACUGUCCUGCAGCUGGAAGCCACCGAUGCGGACGAAGGACCUGGCGGCGAAGUGCGCUACGAGCUGGUCAAUGAAGGCGAUGCCAAUGGACUGUUCAGCGUGAAUGCCCAGAACGGACUGUUGACCACACGCCGCAACCUGACGGGCAAGGGCCGUGCCGAGGCCUAUGUGCUGAUCGUGCGCGCCCAGGACAAUGGCAGUCAGGUGCCCAAGCAGUCCAGCCUGUCCACAGAUGCCGAGGUGCGCAUAUUUAUUGGCGAUGUGAGCGCCAACGAUGGUGUGCCAUACUUUGUGGCGCCUCGAGUGGGUCAAAUGGCAAAUGUGACAGAGAAUGCGGCAGUCGGUGCUCCGGUCUUUCAGGUGAUUGCCUCGGAUCCGGAUGAUGACAGCACGCCCUCCGGCACCAUCACCUACCGCAUAUUGCCCGACACACCCGACGCUGAGUCCUUUGCCAUAGACACGCACACGGGCCUGAUAACCACACGAGAGGAGCUGGAUCGCGAAGAGAAGUCCAUGUACAAGGUGCUGCUGGAGGUCAGCGACAAUGGACAGCCCAAGCAGUCGGUGACGCGCAUACUGAAGAUCGAGGUGCUCGACGUGGACGAUCAUGUGCCCCGAUUUGCCAGAGAGAUUGAUGCGGGACCGAUACCCAUGCACGUGGCCGAGGAGCAGCCAGCGGGCACAAUUGUGGGCAACUUCAGCGCCAUUGACGAGGACAUUGGCGAGAAUGCGGCGAUUGACUAUGCCAUCAUCGAGGGCAACAACGAGCAGCUCUUCACCAUCGAGCGGGAUAACAACAGCCUGGCCAUAUUGAAGACCAGCCAGCCCAUUGAUCGCGAGCAGGUGGAGUCCUUUACGCUGACUAUCAAGUGCCUGAAGCUGGGCGAGCCGGCGUACAAGUAUAUAGGCGAUGCUUACGACCGGCAGGAUCCCUCGCAUCUGCGCAUCACCGUGCGGAUUCUCGACCUUGAUGACAAUCUGCCCAAGUUCGAGAAUCCCGACUCCACGGUGGGCAUACGCAUCAAUGUGCCCAUCGACACGGUGAUUACCACGCUGCGUGCCACCGACGCGGAUGCCGAGGCAGCGCCCAUCGCGCUCUCCAUCAAGAACGUGACGUUCGUGCCGCAGUUCUACAAGCGCAGCCGGAAACUGGCCACGGGCAACCUGCAAACGCUGUUCACCCUCAACAACCGGACGGGUGAGCUGCGCACGGGCGGCUCCUUUGCCGACUACGUGGACGGCUAUUUCCAGAUGCGCAUCUGCGCCAACAACUCGGCGAAGGCCAAGCGGCAGACGUACAGCAACAUCAAAGUGUUCGUCAUACGGGACAAGUCGCUGCUGAAGUUUGUCUUCGCACGGCCGCCGAACGAGAUUCAGCACAACAUACGACCCUUCCAGGAGCAGCUGCAGAAGAAGCUGAAGCCGCUGGGCCUGGAGCUGCACGUGCUGGACACGCAGGUGUUCACGCGCGCGGACAUGAGCCUGGACUUUACGGCGACCAGCUCGUGCUUCCAGAUGUUCCGCAACGGCGCCGCAUUGUCGCUGAGCGAAAUGCAGAAGCUGAUGAACUCCAAGGAGCUGCGACACGAGCUCAUCGACAUCUAUGCGGCGUACGGCGUGAGCGAUUUGGAGUCCUGCUCGGUGCGACGCACCCACACGGCGGCUCUCUUUGGCAAUCUGCUAAUGUCGGCGGGCGCCUGGCUGGUCAUACUGGCGGCACUCAUAGGCAUCGCGGCGCUGGUCUCGCUCUGCACCGCCUGUUGCCUGAGAAAGAAAUUCAAGCGCUAUAGCAAACGCAGUCUGCAGGCAAGUCUGCGCACGCCCACAGAGCAUACGCCCACCUCGUAUAGCUACUCAAUGCCCGCCGUGCUCUACUCGGAGCCCAUCUAUGGACCCUUGUAGCCCCCACUCAUAUUCUGCACGGCCAGCCGGCGGCAAUACUGAACAACUCAAUUCUAGUAAAUUAGUGCUCAAGACUCGAGACCCAAGCCACGCCUGACCAUAUGAUCUAUAGGUAGAGCUCAGAGCGGCUUGGGCAGAGCGGGUCCCAAACAGUCCAUACAUAAGCAUAAGCAUAAGCACACUAUGCAUGUGAUCUAGUAUGUACAUAAUAUACGACUAUGUAUAGAGUAUAUAGAGUACAUCUGUGUAAUAUUAACUACUGUAUAAACUCGUCGACAGCGAAACUUUUAGGCUUAAGUUCUCUUAUAAACUAGCAAAAGCGAAUCGAAAGUCAUUUUAAUUUUAUGUGUGUCAUCUGCUGAAGAGAUUUAUGCAGCGCCUGAA